CACUCAUCCAGGGGAGGCGGGCUGGCUGGCUUUGGCACGAGGAAAUGAAUAGUGAAACAACUACAGUCGUUUGUUGCCGGUCACUGCACAACUAUUGUCGAGCUGAAAAUCAAAAAUGAGCAGAGCUGCCUGUCUUCUCGUAAUUAUCAGCUUAAUGAGUCCUGCCGCUGAGGCGCUGGACAAUGGGCUGGCGCUGAAACCCACCAUGGGCUGGCUGCACUGGGAGAGGUUCAUGUGUAACAUCGACUGUGACACGGACCCAAAUAACUGCAUCAGUGAGCGUCUGUACAUGCAGAUGGCAGAUGUGAUGGUGAAGGAGGGCUGGAAAGAGGCCGGUUACGAGUACGUCUGCAUCGAUGACUGUUGGCCCUCCCACCAGCGUGAUGCCCAGGGCCGCCUGCAGGCAGACCCCAAACGAUUCCCAGGAGGCAUCAAGAAACUGGCCGACUAUAUUCACUCUAAGGGCCUGAAGCUGGGUAUCUACGCAGAUGUGGGGGACAAAACCUGUGCUGGAUAUCCUGGGAGCCUGGGUUACUACGAGAAAGAUGCUCAGACUUUUGCUGACUGGGAUGUUGAUCUGCUCAAAUUUGAUGGUUGCUUCAUGAAUCGGGCUUUGCUGGGAGAGGGCUACAUAAACAUGUCAAAAGCACUGAACAACACUGGACGGCCUAUCCUGUACUCUUGUGAGUGGCCGUUGUACGAGUGGCCUUUAAAACAGCCUAACUACACAGCUAUCCGUGAGACUUGUAAUCACUGGCGCAACUUUGAUGACGUGUUCGACUCGUGGAGCUCCAUCAAAUCCAUCUUGGACUGGACUGCUGCUCAUCAGGACAUCAUCGUCCCUGCAGCUGGACCUGGAGGCUGGAAUGACCCCGAUAUGCUUGUAAUUGGGAACUUUGGUCUGAGUCACGACCAGCAAGAGUCUCAGAUGGCGUUAUGGGCCAUCAUGGCAUCUCCUCUACUCAUGUCCAAUGAUCUCAGAGACAUUUGUCCUCGCUCCAAGGAGCUCCUGCAGAACAAACGCAUUAUAGACAUCAGCCAAGAUUCAAUGGGCAAGCAGGGAUAUCGCACUGCCAAGGGGAACGAUUUUGAAGUGUGGGAGAGGCCGCUGUCGAAGAACCGCCUGGCUAUUGCUGUGCUGAACAAACUGGAGACAGGCGGUCCUCGAGGGUUCAACAUUGGGGCUGCCCCCGGUUGGAAAAUCUGUGGCUCACAGUGCAACGUCACACAGAUCCUGCCUCAGUACAAGGAGAUGGGAGUUCAGACUCAGCAGAGCAAAAUAAUUGUAUCUGUCAACCCUUCAGGCACAGCUCUGUUGACUGUCACUCCCAUCAGCAGCGAUUUCAGAAGGCUUCACAAGCUGAACUGGCAGGGUACAUUUGUCAGACGAAAGCACACCAUUUUGUAGUCCUCAGGUGGUUAAACGCACUCGAGACGUGUACAAUAUCUAAAUUGUCUGGGAAAAAAUUGAAGCUGAAUAACUUUUAGGUGUUUAUCUUGUGUAAAUCUUAGUGAAUUAAAAUGGUAGCUUAAAGCAGCCUGGAAAUGGAUUACACUUCAUUGGUCCCAUUUAUAUCCAAUAAAUUAGACACUUGCUGUUAACUGUCUAGACUACUGAAAGGUUAAAUUACCAUAAGAGACAAAGCUUGAAUUUUUUGUACAAGGGAAAAAAGGAUUAAACUCAAAAACUCAAAA
This is a messenger RNA of Oreochromis aureus, 1695 nucleotides long. It is a transcript of the gene gla, whose product is annotated as galactosidase, alpha. Gene Ontology annotation, molecular function: alpha-galactosidase activity. The record is from RefSeq and is a predicted model, not a curated record. The transcript has 7 exons. Gene Ontology annotation, cellular component: cytoplasm. The coding region runs from base 116 to 1408 and encodes 430 amino acids. NCBI's taxonomy places the organism in Eukaryota, Metazoa, Chordata, Actinopteri, Cichliformes, Cichlidae. Gene Ontology annotation, biological process: oligosaccharide metabolic process; glycosylceramide catabolic process; glycoside catabolic process.